This is a messenger RNA of Onychostruthus taczanowskii (white-rumped snowfinch), 7072 nucleotides long. It is a transcript of the gene B4GALNT3, whose product is annotated as beta-1,4-N-acetyl-galactosaminyltransferase 3. Gene Ontology annotation, cellular component: Golgi cisterna membrane. The coding region runs from base 123 to 3296 and encodes 1057 amino acids. NCBI's taxonomy places the organism in Eukaryota, Metazoa, Chordata, Aves, Passeriformes, Passeridae. The record is from RefSeq and is a predicted model, not a curated record. The transcript has 20 exons. Gene Ontology annotation, molecular function: acetylgalactosaminyltransferase activity.
GCCCGGGGGCGGGCUCUGCGCGCACCUGGGCCCGCCCCGCGCCGCUGAGGGUGGGAGCGCCGGGGUCGUGAGGCCGGAGCCAUGGCCCGGGGCGGCGGGGGCCCGGCGCCCUGAGCGGCGCCAUGCGGGGCCGGCUGCUGGCGCGGCUGCGGCGCCGGAGGCAGCUGCGGCUGCUGCUGGCCCUGGGCGCGCUCGCCCUCGGGCUCUGGGCCGCCUACCUGGAGCUGGUGGCGGCGGCCGGCGGCGCGGCUGCCCCGGAGCGCAGAUAUGAAAGCUGGAGGGAACUUGCUAGGGUUCUGUCAGACACCAAUGUCCCAGAUGGGGACACAAGCCUUCAGCCGGACUAUCCACGGAAGCUGGGACACCAGAUCCAAGAGCUGCAAAUAGGUGGGAGGAAUAAAUCAAAUUACGCAGCUGUUGACAGCCCUGUCCCAUGGAUGCCGGAGUUCCAGGGCCAGGCCAACCUGCACGUGUUUGAGGACUGGUGUGGCAGCUCCAUCGAGCAGCUCAGGAGAAACCUCCACUUCCCUCUCUUCCCUCACACAAGAACUACGCUGAAGAAGUUGGCUGUGUCCCCAAAAUGGACCAACUAUGGUCUCCGGAUAUUUGGUUACCUGCAUCCUUUCACUGAUGGGGAGUUUCAGUUUGCCAUUGCUGCAGAUGACAAUGCUGAGUUCUGGCUGAGUCCAGAUGAAAAGCCCUCUGGUCUCCAGCUGCUGGCCAGCGUAGGCAAGACGGGGAAGGAGUGGACCGCACCAGGAGAGUUUGGGAAAUUUCACAGCCAGAAGUCAAACAUGGUGAGGUUGUCAGCGGAGGGCAGGUACUACUUUGAGGUGCUGCACAAGCAGGAUGACAGAGGAACAGACCAUGUGGAAGUAGCAUGGAGAUUGAAUGAUCCAGAAGCGAAGUUCAAAGUCAUUGACUCCCAAUAUCUCUCCCUUUUUGCUAACGAGACGCUUCUGAAGAUGGAUGAGGUUGGGCACAUCCCGCAGACGCUGGCCACUCGCAGGAGCUGGGCUGCUGACGGUGCUGGCAGCAGGGUACACCCAGCUGACAUGUUGAAGCCUGACCCCCGGGACACUCUUUAUGAAGUGCCUCUGCUCAGCAAGUCUCGUGUGCGCCGGGCCCUGCCGGACUGCCCCUACAAGCCCAGCUACCUGGUCAAUGGAUUUCCUCUGCAGCGCUACCAGGGGCUCCAGUUCGUUCAUUUAUCCUUUGUUUACCCAAAUGAUUACAGCCGCCUGAGCCACAUGGAGAAAGACAACAAAUGCUUCUACCAGGAAAACCCUUAUUAUUUGGAAAGAUUUGGAUUUUACAAGUACAUGAAAAUGGAUCGGCCAGAGAAGAGCCUGGACUCUGGAGACAAGACAGAGCAACCAGACUCCCAGGAGGGGAACCUGGAUGACCUGCAGUACGAGGAGCAGGAUGUGGAGAGCACCAGUGCCCCUGAGCUCGCUGGCACAGGGAGGGCAGGGCCAGCAGGCAAGGCUCCCAGCAGCGUGUUGGGCAGUGACAAUAUCCACGAGGACUAUUCCCUCCGGGAGCACCGCCGGCUCCUCUCGGUCAUGGGUGAUGAUGCAGGAGAGGAGAUACGGAGGAGGAGGACAAAAAGGUUUGGUAUCAAAUCAGCCAUGCUGGCCUCUACCAACCAAAAUCUCAGCCUGACUGGCCUAGAGGGAAGCCCAGUAACGAAGAGACCCCGUUUAAAAGCUGGUGUCAAAGACAAUUCCAGGAGUCCUCCACAGCAUGCCAGGGCUAUCCAGGGAAGAGUGCCUCUCAGAAGGACAAUCCCUCCUUCUAGGUCUGUGUCUGAAAGGCAGCAGUCUCUUGGCCACCCCAGGGACUCAGGGGUCACAAUUCCCUACAGGGUAGGACCUCGAGGAGACCUCAGCACCACAAAGGACAGGCUGCAGCCAGCAGGCACCGUAGCAGCUGGGAAAGGAGGCCCAGUCUUUGGCAAAGCCAGGAGGCAGGCAGUGAGUGCUGCCAGCCCCAGCAAGCAGCCCAGGCUGCCUCAGUGGCUGAGCCAGGUGCAGUCCUACGUUGCUGAGCAGAAGGUGGCCAACAAUGGGGAUGUGGGUGAGGGAGAGGCACAGGUGGCAUCUCCUUUGAAGGGCAAGUCUGGAGGAGCAGCAGAGGAAGAAGAGGUGGAUGGGGAGCCAGAGGAAGAAGAUGAGGAGGAUUUUGAUUACGUACCAGUGUUUGACCAGGCAGUCAACUGGGAGCAGACCUUCAGCAUGAGCAACCUGGACUUCCAUAUGCUGCGCACAGACUGGAUUGACCUGAAGUGCAACACCUCGGGAAAUUUGCUGCUAAGAGAAAGGGAGGCCCUGGAAGUUACACGUGUCUUCCUGAGGAAGCUCAACCAAAGGAGUAAAGGGCGCUUCCAGCUGCAGCGCAUCGUGAACGUGGAGAAGCGGCAGGACCGCAUGCGGGGCAGCCGCUACCUGCUGGAGCUGGAGCUGCUGGAGCAGGGCCAGCGGCGCGUCUGCCUCUCCGAGUACGUCUUCGCGCGGGGCUGGCAGGGCAGCAGCAGCCACGAGGAGGACGAGAGGAGGAUGAGGAACCUGGUGUGGGGCCGCCGGCGGCGCCUGAUGGCUGCAGCAAACGAGCCAGAGCUGUGCUGGCCCCAGGGGUUUUCCUGGAACCACCAGGCCGUGGUGCACUUCGUGGUGCCAGUGAAGAACCAGGCACGUUGGGUACUGCAGUUCAUUUCUGACAUGGAAGAGCUGUUCCGAGUCACCAAGGAUCCCUACUUCAGCGUCAUCGUCACAGACUACAGCAGCGAUGACAUGGAUGUAGAGAAGGCUCUGAAAAGAUCUACCUUGCACAGCUAUCGGUACCUGAAGCUGACAGGGAAUUUUGAGCGUUCUGCUGGGCUGCAGGCAGGGAUAGACCUCAUAACGGACCCGCACAGCAUUGUCUUCCUGUGUGACCUCCACAUCCACUUCCCAGCUGGAGUCAUUGAUUCAAUCAGGAAGCACUGCGUGGAAGGCAAGAUGGCCUUUGCACCCAUGGUCAUGAGGCUGCACUGCGGGAUGUCCCCACAGUGGCCCGAUGGCUACUGGGAAGUGAAUGGGUUUGGUCUCCUGGGCAUAUACAAGUCUGACCUGGACAAAAUUGGAGGCAUGAACACAAAAGAGUUUCGGGACCGCUGGGGAGGAGAGGACUGGGAACUCCUCGACAGGAUCUUACAGGCUGGGCUGGAAGUGGAGCGUCUCUCCCUGAGGAACUUCUUCCACUGGUUUCACUCAAAGCGGGGCAUGUGGAACCGGCGCCAGCUGAAGACAGUGUAGCCUUCAACCCCAGAGCUGUUUGGCAGCGCUGUCCACCAUCUCAUCCAGAUGUGCACUUUACUGGGGCAUGCAGCCGGGUGCCCAAGCUCUUCCUCUGCCUCCAGAGACCUCUGAUGGCAUGGCACAGUUGAGGGAGGGGUGAUCAGGCUAGUGGAGCGGGAGCUUCUCUUGUCAGCCGCUGCAUGCGAGACACGGGAUCCGCGUGUGGCUGGGAAGGCGUGCGGCAGAGGCGUCAAGGGAAGCACUUGUAUUUCCUGCCAUGCAGUCUGGUAGGAGGUACAGUGGGAGAGGUGCCCUGUUUCCUGUUGAGUCUUGCACCUAACAGACACAAAUCCCAGCUAAGCCUAGAAUGGUUUAUGUAGAGCAGCGCAGCUUCUCUUUCAAAACUUGAGUGAAAAAAAAAAAGGCAAAGAACUCACAACCGUCCCCAUUUCCUCUCCUUUGCCAUCUAUCCAGUACCCAUGAUUUUGGACAGGAGACCAAAGUUCUCUGAUCUGUAUUGCACCCACAUGCCCAUGUGCUGACUUAAGGAAAUCUGGAUGCAGAGGAGCUGAUAAGCACUUUAGGCUGCUUUAGGUGCUUAGAUGUUUCUCUGUGCUUUUCACUUUGGUCAUUAUGAAAAAUUGUGCUCAUGUUCAGCAUAUUAUGGGCUGUGGAUGGAGUUGCAAAUACAUUUCCCUUACAGGAGCCAUGUUUGCCUGUAGCUGGGUGAGCUGGCAAGGGUGAUGUUACAAUUCCACCUAAAUUAUUGACACACUGCCUGAGGGUAGUGGAGGGGCUAUACAGAGAAGCUAACAGAGCAUCUCAGGAGGAACUUUGCAGCCUUAUCUGACAGACAUGUGUUUGUCCUAACAAUAUCAGGGAAACCCUAGCAGGGAAGAAGUGGCAAUAUUUUAUUAGUUGAAGUAUUGUGAUUUGUCGGAAGAGGAGUCAGAGUCUUCUGCUCUCAAAAUCCUGUACAUUUAUGCAGCAUCUAAAAGUUAAUUUAAUAAGUUAUGGCCUCACAGUUGUGUCUUGUCGUAGUUUGACUCUUAAGUAUAGAGCAGGCUUCUUGGUUGGAGAACCAGCACAGCCAUUGGUGCUUCAUCUCUGGAACAGCCUUGGCAGCUCUGGCCUGGUACGAGGAGGUGGCCUCAGGUCUUGGCACAGGCACUGAGUGUAACAAACAGUGAGGACAGAAGAGCAUUGAGUGAACAAAAGGAUGGACAAACCCAUGCUGUCAUUGAUGGAAGAACAGCUGGCCUGGUGCUACAGGGAAGUCUCAUCCCCUAAAACUCUUGUUAAUGUAAGGCAAGAUUUUUUUUACCCUGUAACCAUUUUAGAAGACUAUGUAAACCCAGAAAUCCCAGCUCACUCAGUGCUUUACACUGCAGCUUCAGUGUCCCCAUACCAUGCUAAGAAGGGCUCAAGCUUGAGGGGAGGGUGUGACAUAGGAUGCUGCUCAUGGUGCUCAGUUCUGUGGGGAGUUGCUGGGAAGGAGUAAUGGAUGUAUGCAGAAUACAAGCAAAGCUGACUGAUACUAGACUUUUUUGCUCUUUGCUGAUGGAGUAGAUGCCAAUUCAGAAUAGGCAUUCAUUUAUUACUGUGUGGUGCUUGAUGAGUCCAUCAAGUUCCGCUAUUGCAGUAGAAAACUGAACAUACAAGUUCUGGCACGUGAGAUAGAAAUCAUGUCAAAUCAUCUGUUUGCAUCAGUCUGGGUUUUGUGAGUGAUGGAUUUAGAAAAAGUCAGCCAGAUACCAGAAAGUUCUGCUGUGCAGUGUGCCGCUGUGGUGAGAAGUACACAGGAGAUGGCUGUGUCUCUGAAUCCAUGGAGCCUUUGCCAGAAUGGAGACACUGAAUAUCCCAGAAGAGGCAGCCUUAGCCAGAGUAGUCUUCCUAUUGAGGGAAGAUACUUUACCCAUGCAGAUACUAAGAAAUUAAAUCAUGGCAGUUGUGGUGAGAGGGAAGAGGCUGACAACAGUCAACACUUUUUUUUUUUUUUUGUUUGAAGUGUUAUAGGAGUUUGGGAGACCAGAGUCCUGUGAUGCAAUGUUGCAAUAAGCUCUGCUUCUCCCUGGAAUGUGCAGUGUCAGUCAUGCUCUCAGUGCAAGCCAGAGCCUGUGCUUCCCUCAGACACAGGCACAGCUCCACGAGUGUGUAGGUGAGCUGCUUUCCAGGCUCCAGGACUGUGCCUGCACAGCCUGUCCAGGCUGGCUGUGUCACGCAAUGCCUGUGGAAUGGGGAGAGGCUGUCGGGAGGGCGAGUGCCCGGACACGGCCGGGCGUCAGCAGCAGCAGCUGUCUGGGCCCAUCAUGCUGGGAACACCACGGUGCCUGGUCUGCACAUGGAGAACUGCUGCAUUUGGUGGCAGCCUGGAAGUCAGGCAUGGGAAGGAGGAGUUAUUUGUACCUUGUCCUUUCACAUCUGGCUGUGGAUGUGGUCUGCAGCACCUCAAGUUAGCAGCUGGCAUCCAUCUGUGGACACUGGCAAGAAUUAGAGGUAACUCACUUGGCAUAAAUGCCAUGAGUCUUCCCCACCACAGAGGACAGCCAGGAAGAGUGGACUGGACAGUAGGGUGCAUCCCUCAGUGCAGCACUGCCAGGAGAAUGUGAGGAUUUUGCCCCCAUUUUUCAGCUGUGACUCUACUUCACACCUUGUAACCCAGGCCAGUGGUAAGCAGAACUACCUCGUGAGGACUCCUUGAUGGAGAUGUAAGGAGUUCCUGGUUUUCAGUCCAGUUUCCUAAUGGCCAGUUUGCCCACUGUCAAAGCUUCCAUCUCAAAUGUUCUUCCCUUCCAGUGGGAAUACUCAGUUGGUAUCCAAGCAAGUAGUAAAUGUGAUUAAUACUAAUUGACACUAGCUGGCAGCCUCCAUGGAGGUGCUUGAAGAGCCCAUGGGAAUAAAAACCGUCUUCCAGCCCACAUGUUCAGAGACCUCACUACAGGGUGUAGGGAGAGAAGGGGCUCCACACUCCCCAGUUUGCUGGCCAGCAGCAAACCUUGCAGGAGCAGUGCUGGGCUUCACUCUGAGGCUGCUGCCCCUCUUCCAAAGCAAGCUGCAGUUUUUCUCCCCAGACAGAGUCACAGAGAGGGGGAGAGCAGGAAGCACAGCAGGAGCAGAUCCCACAGCUAUGCAGUGAAAGGACAUGGCCAGGAAGCUGACUCCCCUCAACAGUUGGUCACAUUUCUGUCACCAGGAUCUUUUUAGGAAGCUGUGCUGGAGUUUCUGGCCUUCAUGUGCAUCCUGGCUGUGUCCUGCUUGGCCAGCUGGAGGAAGUCAGUUGCAGAGGAUUUUCCUUGCUUAAGGCCAGGAGCAAGCUGCUCCGGAAGCUCUGUGGCUGGGGUAUGAUGGACAAUGCUGCAAAAGAGACCUUCUCCAGGGUAGGAUGUGACCAGCCUGGGGAGUCUGGGCCACCAAAUGUGAGGUGCAGAGUAAGGGGGCUCUGCCUACAAAUGUGACUGUGUAUUCAGGACUGGUGCUCAGGCUUGCUUUGCAGGUCAUCAAGGGAGUGAAGAAGGGCUGGCUUUUAAUCUGAGCAAAGUGUAUUGUGUGAAAAUUAUUACUUGUUUCAUCAUUGUCUUAAUGUUUGCCCGGCAUGAACAUCUUUCCUCAUUGCCUACAAAUGUCUGAAGCUGAUUGUUUUUUAGAUACAGAUGCCUUGUGUUGAAAAUCUGACUUGUAUCUGCCUUAAAGUGGCUCUGUGCCUUCAAGACGACUCCUGGGCCACCUUUCUGUUGGAGCUGGGGGACAUACAGAUUCUCCCUUGUGUUUUAUAAAUACAUUGUCUUCCUACAAGA